AUGUCCUCCAUAAUAGAUUCCUCCGCCAUAUUCUCUGUGGCCCAAAAACUGCUCGCGACUGCGAAGCCAUGGGCCACCAUCCCCUUCUUGGGCCCUGCGGUCUAUCUGAUUACAGUGGCGCUACUCCGCAACAGAAGGAUAAAGAAGAACGUAAAGAAAUUCAACUACACGACUCGACAGUCGAUGGCCCGGAUGAGUGAUGAUGACGCAUGGAACAUUCUCCUAGACGCUGGCCAGAUGGAGUUCCCCUUCACUUAUCUUAAGGCGCUGCAAUUCGCUUUAUUUAGGACCUAUGGAAUCCCCACCAUCUCCAAAACCCUGGUGCAAACCGGCCAAUUUGCCAAACCUGAAUUCUCGAUGAAACGGUAUGCGGAUACAUCUGUGCUGAUUGCAGAGUUCGUGGGCAACCCCCCUUCUUCAGAACGUGGUAAAGCGGCAAUCGCCCGCAUGAACUACCUCCACCACGGGUAUAGAAUGUCCGGGAAAAUCCUCGAUGACGACAUGCUCUAUACUCUAAGUCUGUUCGCACUAGAGCCAAUUCGCUGGAUCAACAGGUACGAGUGGCGCCAGGCUUCUGAUCUCGAAGUGUGUGCUAUUGGCACCUUCUGGAAGAGCGUAGGAGAUGCUAUGGAAAUUAGUUUCGAGAAUCUACCAUCGUCCAAAACAGGGUUCAAGGAUGGUAUCCAAUUUUGGGAAGAACUCAGAGUGUGGAGCGAGGGUUACGAGGAGAGAGCUAUGAUUCCCAGUGACUGGAACAAGAAGAAUGCCGACCAGACUGUCGCAGUUCUCCUGUGGGAUUAUCCUGCUUUAAUGAGACCUCUGGCUCGGAAUAUGGUGGUUUAUAUGAUGGAUGACCGCCUGCGGGAGGCGAUGCUGUACGAGAAGCCGCAUGCCCUAUACAAAAUUGCCUUUGCUGCAGCUUUCAAGCUUCGAAAAUGGUUUCUCCGUUACCUCUCCCUUCCCCGUCCGGAGUUCAUGCGGUUCCACCGCAUCGCUCCAGGCACCAGUUCAGAAGCUCGUUAUUGUUUACGCAACUGGGAAGGAGCACCAUUCUACAUCGAACCAACCUUCAUGAAUCGGUGGGGGCUUCGUGCAUGGUACACAUGGCUUCGGGGGAUGCCACUUCCGGGUGACAACCCCGAACAUUGCCCGAACGGAUAUUAUCUCCCUGACGUCGGGCCAAAGAAAUUCGAGGGCAAGGGGCAUGACCAGGUCAAGAAGACAAUGGAGCGGUUACAUACAGAACGAACCGGCCAGUGUCCAUUCCUUUUCAAAUAA
Molecule: messenger RNA, 1278 nt
Organism: Blastomyces dermatitidis ER-3
Lineage: Eukaryota; Fungi; Ascomycota; Eurotiomycetes; Onygenales; Ajellomycetaceae
Exons: 3
Coding region: 1-1278 (425 amino acids)
Molecular function (GO): oxidoreductase activity
Source: RefSeq, a predicted model, not a curated record